CUUCGCGUUGUCUCUUCCGUCAAAAAAAGAAAGGACAAGGGCAGCACACCAACAACCUCCACUUCAUAAAGAACGGGUCUUGUUAUCGGAAUCCAUUCCACAGAUCAGUACAGUGUGAACGCAGUUUUUAUGAACGGGACCCAUUUUUUUCUGAAUGGAAAAGGCUACAUUCAAACGACAGCACGUCGGACAGAAGCGGCCUCGUCUCGCGCUCAAGUACAUCUCGCUCACCUCUCUCUUCCUAGUUUUAUGCUAACUAGCUAGCUUGCUACUGUAUUGUAUUGUGCAAGCCAGUGCGAGCAAUUAGUCCCCAGGAACGGUAGAAAUGCAUUACCUUUAAUGCUGGCGACAAAACUAGCGACGCAAAUCUUUUUGCAUAAAGUUUUUGAACCAAAUAUUUUCUGUUGACUUAUUUCUCUGCAGAGGUUGCGAGGCUUGGCGCUAACUGAACUAGCUAACCUUAGUAUAGGGACCUGAGUCCACGAUAGCUGACUUACAGUAAAUUGCAGGUUUCUAGCUUUCUAAAUAGUUGGUCAAUAAUUGCACGCUCAAGGUGAGCUGCUUGCUCCUGUAGAUUUGCAGUGCCAAGGGUUUGCAUGUACUUAUGCAGACCAUUUUCAGAGUUCACAUUAGUUUAUGAGCAAACUGUCACUUUCCGAAUAAGGAAAUGUAAAUGAACGUCGUUUGUUCAGCUCAUUGGCUAGCCAGAUAAACCAGCUGUAUUGUUUUUUGAUUCAAAGAUCUGUCUGCUCUCACAAGGCGCCUUGCAACCUGACCAUCAGCCUCAACAGCAAUUUGGAAGCUAAUCGAUCGUUCCCAUUGCAUUGUUAGCUAGCUAGCUACCGCGACAGUCCAGCACCGGCGGUCAAACUCGAAGACAAGAUGAUCCCGGACAAAGCUCCAAGAGAGGACGUUUUAUACGCUGCCGGAGACUUGAAAAAGGAGGCUCAUGUUCCCAGCUUCGAAAAAUACAAAGAACUGUAUAUAAAGUCCAUUGACAACCCUGAUGAGUUCUGGGGUGACAUUGCAAAGGACUUCUACUGGAAGACCAAGCAUACAGGACAGUUUCUGGACUACAACUUCGAUGUGACAAAGGGUGAGAUCUUUGUCAAGUGCAUGGAGGGGGCCACUACCAACAUCUGCUACAACGUCCUGGACCGCAAUGUCCACGAGAAGAAACUGGGGGACAAAGUGGCAUUCUACUGGGAAGGGAACGAGCCGGGAGAUGAGUCGACGGUCACUUACAGAGAGCUGCUCCAGCAGGUCUGCAGGCUGGCCAACGUCCUCAAGUCACAAGGAGUGAAGAAGGGGGACCGUGUGUCCAUCUACAUGCCCAUGGUGGUGGAGCUGGUGGUGGCCAUGCUGGCCUGCGUCCGUAUCGGAGCCGUGCACUCUAUAGUGUUUGCAGGGUUCUCAGCAGAGUCUCUGUGCGAGAGGAUCCUGGACUCCCAGUGCUGCUUGCUGAUCACCGCUGACGGCUUCUACAGAGGGGAUAAGCUGAUCAACCUAAAGGUCAUCGCUGAUGAGGCACUGCACAAAUGCAGGGACAAGGGAUACCUUGUCCAGAGGUGUAUCAUGUUGAGACACCUGUCCAAGGUGGAGGAGGCGGAGGUGACCCCACUGGGCUCUCAGUCUCCCCCGGCCAAACGUCCAUGUCCUGACCUGCAGCAGGACCCUCAGAGAGACCGGGUUAAGAAAACACGGCCAGUCCCUCAGGUGCCCUGGAACCCCAAGGUGGACCUGUGCUGGCACGGCCUGGUGUGUGUGGCGUCAGAGGAGUGCGAGCCCGAGUGGUGUGACUCUGAGGACCCCCUCUUCAUCCUCUACACCAGCGGCUCCACGGGGAAACCCAAGGGGGUGCUUCACACAGUCAGUGGCUACAUGCUGUACGUUGCCACCACCUUCAAGCUGGUGUUUGACUACCAGCCCAGCGACGUGUACUGGUGCACGGCCGACAUCGGCUGGAUCACCGGACACUCCUACAUCACCUACGGACCCCUGGCCAACGGGGCCACCAGCGUCCUGUUCGAGGGUUUGCCCACCUACCCUGAUGUGAGCCGGAUGUGGGAGAUCGUAGACAAGUACAGUGUGACCAAGUUCUACACCGCUCCUACUGCCAUCAGACUCCUGAUGAAGUACGGCAGCGAGCCUGUUACCAGGUGCAAGCGGACGUCCCUGAAGGUGCUGGGCACGGUUGGGGAACCCAUCAACCCAGAGGCCUGGCAGUGGUACUACACCGUGGUGGGGGAGAAGAGAUGCCCCGUGGUGGACACCUUCUGGCAGACAGAGACGGGGGGACAUGUGUUGACUCCUCUCCCGGCUGCCACGCCCAUGAAGCCAGGCUCUGCUACGUUCCCGUUUUUCGGCGUGGUGCCCGCCAUCCUGAACGAGUCCGGAGAGGAGCUGGAGGGACCAAGCGAGGGCUACCUGGUGUUCAAGCAGCCCUGGCCGGGGGUGAUGAGGACGGUCUAUGGGAACCACCAGAGGUUCGAGACCACCUACUUCAAGAAGUUCCCCGGCUACUACGUGACAGGAGACGGUUGCCGUAGAGACAAGGAUGGCUACUACUGGAUCACAGGGAGGAUAGAUGACAUGCUGAAUGUCUCAGGCCACCUGCUGAGCACGGCGGAGGUGGAGUCGGCCCUGGUGGAGCAUGAGGCGGUGGCGGAGGCUGCUGUGGUGGGCAGACCCCACCCCGUCAAAGGAGAGAGCCUCUACUGCUUCGUCUCCCUCCGAGACGGGGUCACCUACAACCGCUCCCUGGAGGCCCAGCUCAGGAAACAAGUGAGAGAGAAGAUUGGAGCCAUUGCGACUCCAGACUACAUUCAGAACGCCCCGGGGUUGCCCAAGACCAGAUCAGGGAAGAUCAUGCGCCGCGUGCUGCGCAAGAUCGCCAACAACGAGCGGGACCUGGGUGACGUGUCGACCCUGGCCGACCCGUCCGUCAUCGAGCAGCUGUUUGAGAACCGCAGUUGCUCCGACGUGUGACCCCGCCGACCCUAACCCCCGUCCCCCCUCACCUGCAGGGGGCGCCACAGAGCCCCGUCCACGCCAGGCCCCCUGUGGGGCUGGGCAGGAGCAGGGAGGGGCUGGAGGAUGUUUCAAACAGACCUGUUGAGCUGUUUGGGUUUUGUUUCACCACCACACCCUAGACCCCUCCCCUCUACAACCCUUUUCCAUAGCACUCUGGAUUCGAUGGACUUUAGCAAGAUGAGCGUCAUCAUUGUAGCGUUCUUGUUUCAUGCAGCCAGUCAGGCUGCUGAGUCACUGAAGUGUCCAGGGACGAAAGGCUGGAGGUUCUGUUGGGAUGGGGGGCCAUUUUUGUAGUCCUCAGCACAAAUGUGGCGUUGAAAAGACUACAUUUCCCUUCAGCAAACCAGGAAGUACCUUCUCCCCUGCUAUGAAGUACAGUUAAGUACGUUAGAUAGACGUCUGAAGUUCUAGUAUAGUUUUUUAUUUUCUCCCCCCCCAUUUUCUGUCUGCAUGUCUAAUUAAGGCUUGAAAUAGAAUUGAUUCAGCAUCCUUGUGUCCUCCUGCACGCUUCAAUGUUUUAAAGUCGUCUCAACGUGUGAGGCCUGUCUUUCCAGAGGGAGUGGUAGCCUGCACCAGCAGCACUGAGCUCAACGCUGGACUAGUCCCAAUUCACUAGCCUUCUACCAACUACCUCACACAUCCUCUCCUGCUAGUGUGUGGUUGGUGGUGGGGGUGGGCAUGUGAUGUGUGUUUUGUGUGCGUUACUUAAUAAUCCCAGGGUACAGACUGGGUCCAGGAAGGCUUCCCCAGUCACCACCCCCUCCUCCCCUGUGGUUGGAGGGCUGGAGAAUUGAGAUGGAGGUCUUAUCACUGUAUCCCAGGGUCUCCUUUUUCUGGGCUCGGACAAUGGUGACAAUGACCCUGACGAUUGUAUGGUCAGAGAUGGGCACCAACGCUGGACCUGAUGUUAAAUAGCUACUACAUUUAUUCAUAUUAGUUUUAAUUUUCUAUUUUUACAAUUUUGAUGUUGGGACUUAAUCGCAGUGUUUUUCCAUGUGCCAACAAAGUCAAAUUCUACCGGAUGUGGUUUGUAAUCUUGUACGUGUGAUAAGAAGCGAUCUGAUUUGAAAAGCGAUUCUCCUCGUCUGCAACGUUUGUGUUGGUGACGUUGCUGGGGCGAGACAAAAAGUUUGCCCUCCAAAUGAUUUUUUUGUUAUUGCAGUUUGAUUUUUGUUGCCCCUUUGUAUCAAAGCGACAUGCAAUAAUACCAGUAAAAUCACUGAGUGCUGCC
Osmerus eperlanus (European smelt) is the source of this 4264-nucleotide messenger RNA. RefSeq names its product acyl-CoA synthetase short chain family member 2 (gene acss2). Bases 883 to 2988 code for a protein of 701 amino acids. Gene Ontology annotation, biological process: acetyl-CoA biosynthetic process. Lineage: Eukaryota; Metazoa; Chordata; Actinopteri; Osmeriformes; Osmeridae. Gene Ontology annotation, cellular component: cytoplasm. The record is from RefSeq and is a predicted model, not a curated record. The transcript has 19 exons. Gene Ontology annotation, molecular function: acetyl-CoA synthetase activity.